CCCAAAAUCAACCACCCAAAUCCCUAAUCCAUCCCUAACCCACCCCAAAAUCAAACCCAAAAUCCCUAGCCCACUCCAAAAUCAAACCCACCCAAAUCCCUAACCUCAACCCAAAAUCAAUUGCGAGCCACCAUUGUCAUCGGCCACCCACCCAUCUGCUCACCGUUUCUUUGCCGCCGGCCACCCAUCUGCUCACCGCUUCGCCGCAGGUUACCCAUUUUCUCAUCGCGCGACUACCAGCCACCCAUCUGCUCCUUUCGACCGCUGAAUCUCCUCCUCAUUUCUCUCUCUCUGUCUCGACCGUCGACCACCAUCCAAGCUUCUCCUACUCGCGACCGUCGGCUAAGCUUCGUCUCCGCCAGAUCGAGUCUUCGACCAAACUGGUAAGUUCGACCAAACCCACAUGCAAACACACAAACACGCCUCUCUCUGUCUCGCCUAGAUUUUUCUGCAAAACCCACACACGCGAUCUCCUCUCUCUGUUGUAUGAAACUCAAAUCCAGCCCCCCCUCUACACACACACACACUCUCUGUAAUUUAUGACCGCCUCUAUCUCUCUCAGAUUAAUGUUGAGCAUAGUAGAUUGUAUUAUGAGACUUGAGCAGCAUGAGUUAAUUAUGGAUGUGCCGAUUCGAGUAGCACAGGAUAAGGGUGAUAGUGAAUCAGAUGAGCAACAAAUAAAUUUAGCCGGAUGUGAUUUCCACGAUAGUGAUGGUGAUGUUGCUGAUUUGUUUUGUGAGAAAGGUUUUGGAGGUGGUACUGAAAAUACUGAUCCACUAAAUUUUAAUAGUGCACUUGCUAGUUUCGGUGUUGGAACAUCUAGGAUAUUAGCUGAGACACCUAGGUUGACUACUUCGGAUUACGAAGAUAGUGAUGAGUUGCUAAGUAUGAAUGGGUCUGAUGAAGAAUGGUGUCAACCUAGAUUCCCAGAAUUUAAUGAGAAAACUGACAUGCAGAGACCAAUUGAGCUCAAAGUUGGAACGAAGUUUGCAGAUUUCAGAGUGUAUAGGAAAGCAUUAAAGCAAUAUGGUAUUGACAAUUGGAUUGAGUUUAGAUUCAUAAACAAUGAAAGGGCUCGGAUUACAGUGGAAUGUGUGAACAAGUGUGGGUGGAGAAUACAUGCUUCACCUACACAAGAGAAUGAUGCUUUUCAAAUAAAGAGCUUCCAUGAUCCUGUGCAUAAUUGUGGGUGGAUGAGAAACAAUUCUAGGGUCACUGCAUCAUGUAUGUCAACAAAUACAUAGACAACAUAAGAGACCAACCAGAUUGGAAGACCUCUGCCUUUGCUAAUCAAGUGCAAAGAGACCAUAAUGUUGAGGUAUCUAGAUUCAAAGCAUAUCGAGCGAAGAAGCAGGCGAUUGCUCAAAUUGAGGGUAUUAAUUUGGGACAAUUUGCUAAGGUUUGGGACUAUUGUGCUGCAAUAAGAAAACACCAUCCUGGGAGAACAAUGAUGGUGCAAUCAAAUAUGCGUGUUUUCCAAAGAAUGUAUGUCUGCCUUCAUGCAUGCAAGAAGGGCUUCUUAGCCGCAUGCAGGCCAAUCGUGUGCGUAGAUGGGUGUUUUUUGAAAGGUCGGUUUGGGGGCCAACUGUUAUGUGCGAUUGCAAAAGAUGGUAAUGAAAAUAUGUACCCCAUAGCAUUUGCUAUUGUUGAAGCUGAAACAAAGGAUAGUUGGCAAUGGUUUAUGAAAUUAUUGUUGGGGGAUAUUAGGACAUUUGAUGACAAAGGAUGGGUCAUAAUGUCAGACAAGCAAAAGGGAUUGGAGUAUGUUCUAAAGGAAUAUGGGUGUGAGCAUAGGUUUUGCGUACGCCAUUUGUAUGCCAAUUUCAAGCUGGAAUUUAAAGGCAAAAGUUUGAAGGAUGAGCUAUGGAAUGCAGCAAGGGCAUCAACAACACAUGAUUUUGAGUCUCAUAUGGCUCGAAUUAAGAAUCUUGAUUGUCAUGCAGAAUCUUGGCUGAGAAAUAAGUUACAACCGUGGAUGUGGAGUAGGCAUGCAUUCGAUCCCAGGGCAAAGUCAGAUAUGCUACACAACAACCUGGCUGAAACCUUCAAUUCCUUUAUACUUGAGGCAUGGGAUAAACCAAUAUUGACAUUGUGUGAGACUAUAAGAAGAAUGUUGAUGAACAGGUUCAUUGCAAAGAGGGAAGGGAUGAUUAACUACAAAGGGCCAAUCCGUCCUCGAAUACAAACCAAGCUAGAGAUGGUGAAGAAGCAGGCCUCGGAAUGGAUUAUUGUUCCCUGUGGAGAUGGUAGGUUCGAGGUGGAGAAUGCAUGGAGAACUAGGAAGUUAGUUGACUUGAAUCAAAAGACUUGUACUUGUAGGCAAUGGGAUCUUACUGGUAUUCCGUGUUCCCAUGCAGUGGCUUGCAUCUACAAGAUGAGAUUGGUUCCUGAAGAUUUUGUUCAUCCUUAUUACUCCAUGGAGACAUUUCGAAAAGCCUAUGCACAUAACAUAGACCCAAUACCAGGGGAGGAAGAUUGGCCUAAAACUAAUCAAAACCCACUUGUUGCACCAAAGUACAACAAUGGACCUGGGAGACCAAAGAAGGCUAGGAAGAAGGCUGCAGAUGAACCAAUCAACCCUUAUCGAGUUAGUAGGAAAGGGCAGUCUCUUAAGUGUGGGAAUUGUGGUGCAGUGGGCCAUAAUGCUAGAGGAUGCAAGGGCGUAGUUAACCCGAAUAGGAAAAUAAGGAAGAAGAACCAAAAGGCCACUCCUCGAGCCAGUCAAGAGAGUGGCAUUGUGGGCUCUACAGCCCCAACCCCAUCACAGCAGUCAAUGUUUUAUGCAGCAUCCUUUACAGCCCCAACCCCAUCACAACAGUCCAUGUUUUAUGCAGCAUCCUCUUCAUGUAAGAACAAGAAAAGGAUCACAAAGAGAAAAAAAAAAAGCCAUAACAAAUAUCAAGAAGGAAAGGAAGCACUUUAGUGUAGGGCGUAGUUUUUGUGCAGGGUGUAGUUUUUUUUAUGCUGUUAAGCAUAAAUGCGCUGUAAUUGGCAUUUUAAGUGUUGUAAUUAGAGGGUUUUUUGACUGUUGAAUUCUAGUUUGUUGAAUUAUAGAUGUGUUUGAAAAUGUUUGAAAGUGAUAAUUUAUCUGUUAAUGACACUGGGUUUUGUUUGAAAUGUCUUAGGGCACUGUGGGUUCUAUUUGAAAUGUCUUAG
This is a messenger RNA of Diospyros lotus (date-plum), 3156 nucleotides long. RefSeq lists its product as uncharacterized. NCBI's taxonomy places the organism in Eukaryota, Viridiplantae, Streptophyta, Magnoliopsida, Ericales, Ebenaceae. The transcript is spliced from 3 exons. The record is from RefSeq and is a predicted model, not a curated record. Bases 1223 to 2923 code for a protein of 566 amino acids. Gene Ontology annotation, molecular function: nucleic acid binding; zinc ion binding.